Molecule: messenger RNA, 2511 nt
Organism: Medioppia subpectinata
Lineage: Eukaryota; Metazoa; Arthropoda; Arachnida; Sarcoptiformes; Oppiidae
Source: the annotation of a GenBank genome assembly
AUGCCGUCUACAAAAACUGUGGACACAACCAAACAGAGUAUCGAUAUCAUCGAGCUGUACAUCGAGAAUGCGCGAUCGGCUGCGGUAACCUUGCGCAAAUUAAAGGCAAGCACUGAAAUGGCCAACCAUUCAAGCGAUGUUAUUAAUUCAUUAGUAGCAAAGUUUGGGCUAAAUAAGCAAACGACCAAUCCGUCUGUGAUUCGGGAAUUGACGAAACAGUUUAUCCGCACUCUGGAAGCACUCAAACAAAAGGACGUGGAAAAUACAAACCGACACACCAAAACUAUAUCUAACAAAAUGAACGAGUUAUUCGAAGAUGAAAACAAAUUUUACCCAAACGAACGCCUGGAAACUCUAAGCGCUGACAUAUUGAGAAUUUUGGCCGACGAGCUAACACAGGCCGAUGUGGCCACUGAAGUGGUGCCAAUCGAGUCCUACAGACAGUCGUUGGACACAUACGUGAGGGACAGGUAUCGCAACUAUCGCGAGAUUAACCGUCUGCGAGCCGACAACGACAGGACAGCGAUGGAUGUAGUGUCGCGUAAUCUCACCUAUCUCUAUGAGCACGCGUUGAGCGACUGGAUUCAAUUAACGGACACUGUGGACAGGCGAUUAUAUAUGGACGAGAGUCGACUCCUACGGACGCGAAUUGUGUCGGAGAAUAUGCCAAUAUAUCGACAUCGGCUGGAUCUCAUGGAUUUGAACAAUAUGUUUGAUCAAACCGAACGGGAGAUGUUGGACGUGUUUGACGAAACUGUUAUUCAUCGACAUGUAAUGUUAAACCAUCUGUUAGACCGAGUGAUAGAAUGGUAUAACCGAGAAAUGGAGCAGGAGUAUGACAACCGCUACAGCAUAAAUAAGAUAAAGGAUCAAAACUUUCGAAAUACUCCAACUAUUCCAUCCAUUGGCAUUGAUUUAGGCACUACAAACAGUAGUGUGGCUUAUUAUAGACUCAGUGACACAGGUCAAUCUAGCAGAAUUGUUGUCUGCAUUAACAGCAACAGUAACAACAAUAACGAUGUGACCCCCAGUUGUGUUGAGUAUAAAACCAACGGAGAUGUAGUGGUGGGCGAAGAAGCGAGAAAUAAUUUGUUGGGUAACUUUCGUAACAUUAUUCAUUCGGCUAAACGUAUGAUUGGCCGUUUGUUCAAUGAUUCAGAAGUCACCAGAUAUAGACAGUAUUGGCCUUUCGAUGUCGUCAAUAUUGAUGGCAACGCCGGCGUUGAAGUUGAUGUGAACGGAGAGUUGCGGCAACUGUUGGCCGAAGAGGUGUCGGCGGAUGUGUUGCGCAAAAUUAAAGAAGUAGCCGAGAAAGACAUCGGGUGCCCGGUGAUCGAUGCGGUUAUAACUGUGCCUGCUUACUUCACUGAUGCACAGCGCGAAGCCACCCGAGGGGCAGGUAUUAUGGCCGGUUUGAACGUAUUGUCUAUUAUUGAUGAGCCCACGGCCGCCGCUCUAGCUUAUAAACUUGACCGAUUUGACCGCAUGGGUACCAGAACCGUGCUCAUAUACGACUUUGGCGGGGGUACAUUUGAUGUGGGUAUAUUGCGCUUUUCAAUGGGUAAAGUAACGGUGCUGGCCGUCGGAGGCGAUAACUCACUGGGCGGUGACGAUAUCGAUCAGAAUAUUAUCGAUCACUGUUUGCGUGAGUUUUACGCUCAAACGGGAGUUAUGUUGGACCGGAACAGCGUUGAGGGCGAUCGGGCCUAUCGGGUCCUUAAACACCGCUGCGAACGGGAGAAGUGGCGUCUGUCCGCAACGACUGCUGCCACUAUAGCCGUGGACAACAUCGCCGACGGUCAUUAUCUGAAGGUCGAGUUGACCAGAAUCAAAUUUGAAGAAUUGAACAAGGAGCUCUUUGACCGUAGUAUGGAGUGCGUAACUCAAACGUUGGAAAGUGUAAAUAACGGCAAAGGUAUGUCACCCGACGAGAUCGACGAUAUAGUACUGGUCGGCGGCUCGACGUAUAUCCCGUACGUCCAGAAUAUGAUCAAAGAUUACUUCAAUGGCCGUCAGCCGUCGCAGUCGGUGAACCCGAUGCUGGCCGUGGCUCAGGGCGCGGCACUACAGGCGGCAAUUCUCAAUGGAAACGCAGCUCAUUUGGGACAUUAUAAUAGAUUAUUAGAAGUUACACCAUACACUAUUGGCAUAAAGGAGAAAGGUGACGUUAUGAGGCCUAUAAUACCAGCCCACUCCCCCGUGGAUGGCAUUUCCCGUAUUCGGAUCUACAAAACUGUAUGCGACAAUCAAACCGAGAUCGAGGUGGAGGUGUUUGAAGGCGAGGACCCGAUAGCUACUAAUAACACUUUUUUGGGCCGGUUUGUUGUGAUUGGAAUACCGCCAGAUAAUGCGGGCAAACAAAAUGUACUACUUGAGUUUUGCGUUAACGAUGAUGGUAAUUUGAAAGUUAAGGCCGUAGUUUUAUCUCAAGGUACGGUCACGGAACACGAAGUACGCAAAUACAAAGGCCGUUUGUCUAUGGAUGAAGUAUUAAGGCGCCGAUGGUUUUGA